Microtus ochrogaster (prairie vole) is the source of this 1613-nucleotide messenger RNA. It is a transcript of the gene Mycn, whose product is annotated as MYCN proto-oncogene, bHLH transcription factor. Gene Ontology annotation, biological process: regulation of DNA-templated transcription. Gene Ontology annotation, molecular function: protein dimerization activity; DNA-binding transcription factor activity. The record is from RefSeq and is a predicted model, not a curated record. Lineage: Eukaryota; Metazoa; Chordata; Mammalia; Rodentia; Cricetidae.
UGUGCUCCCCACGGGAAGGAAGCACUCCCCCACAUUAAAAAGAGCGGAGAGGAAAGUGGUCAGUCACCGCCCGGGAGGCGAACAGAUGCCCAGCUGCACCGCGUCCACCAUGCCGGGGAUGAUCUGCAAGAACCCAGACCUCGAGUUUGACUCGCUGCAGCCCUGCUUCUAUCCGGACGAAGAUGACUUCUACUUCGGCGGUCCCGAUUCGACCCCACCGGGGGAGGACAUCUGGAAGAAGUUUGAGCUGCUGCCCACGCCCCCGUUGUCGCCCAGCCGCGCCUUCCCAGAGCACAGCCCGGAGCCCUCGAAUUGGGCUACGGAGAUGCUGCUGCCGGAGGCCGAUCUGUGGGGCAACCCAGCAGAAGAGGAUGCAUUCGGUCUGGGGGGACUGAGUAGUCUCACCCCUAACCCGGUCAUCCUUCAGGACUGUAUGUGGAGCGGCUUCUCCGCCCGCGAGAAGCUGGAGCGUGCGGUGAACGAGAAGCUGCAGCACGGCCACGGGCCCCCGGGCGCCGGCACAGCCUGCCCGGCUCCGGGAGUGAGUGCCAGCAGCCCCGGGGGCCGUGCCCUUAAUGGGACGGCGAGUGCUGGCCGCACCGGGGCCACCCUGCCCACCGAUCUCUCCCACCCGGCUGCGGAGUGCGUGGACCCCGCCGUGGUCUUCCCCUUCCCAGUGAACAAGCGUGAGCCGGCACCAGUGUCCGCUGCCCCCAUCAGUGCCCCUGCGACCAGCGCUGUGGUCACUACUGUGUCUGCUCCGGCUGCUGCCCCGGUGGCCGCUCCUGCUCGUGCAGGCGGCCGUCCAGCCAACAGUGGCGAGCAUAAGGCCCUCAGUACCUCCGGAGAGGACACCUUGAGCGACUCAGAUGAUGAAGAUGACGAGGAGGAAGAUGAAGAGGAGGAAAUAGAUGUGGUCACCGUGGAGAAGAGACGCUCCUCCUCUAAUAACAAGGCUGUCACCACCUUCACCAUUACUGUGCGUCCCAAGACCUCAGCUCUGGGUGUGGGGCGAGCACAGGCUGGCGAGCUGAUCCUCAAGCGCUGUGUUCCCAUUCACCAGCAGCACAAUUACGCUGCGCCCUCACCCUAUGUCGAGAGCGAGGAGGCCCCACCGCAGAAGAAACUCAAGAGCGAGGCUUCUCCACGCCCCCUCAAGAAUGUUGUCCCAGCGAAAGCUAAGAACUUGAGCCCCCGAAACUCGGACUCGGAGGACAGCGAGCGACGCCGCAACCACAACAUCCUGGAGCGCCAGCGCCGCAACGACCUGCGCUCCAGCUUCCUGACGCUCAGGGACCAUGUGCCUGAGCUGGUGAAGAACGAGAAGGCUGCCAAGGUGGUCAUCUUGAAAAAAGCCACCGAGUACGUCCACGCCCUGCAGGCCAACGAGCACCAGCUCCUGCUGGAAAAGGAGAAACUGCAGGCCAGGCAGCAGCAGCUGCUAAAGAAGAUCGAACAUGCACGGACUUGCUAAACGCUUCUCACACGGACAGUCACUGCCACUUUGCACAUUUUGAUUUUUUUUUUUAAAGAAACAUUGUGUUGACAUUAAGAAUGUUGGUUUACUUUCAAAUCGUUCUCCUGUCGAGUUUGGAUCUGAGUAGGGGGCAGGA